Messenger RNA from Triticum aestivum (bread wheat), 2940 nucleotides. RefSeq lists its product as uncharacterized. Lineage: Eukaryota; Viridiplantae; Streptophyta; Magnoliopsida; Poales; Poaceae. The transcript has 10 exons. The coding region runs from base 1230 to 2702 and encodes 490 amino acids. Gene Ontology annotation, biological process: vegetative to reproductive phase transition of meristem. The record is from RefSeq and is a predicted model, not a curated record.
UGAUUUGUUACCUCCCUGCAUCAUGAUGAACCGUGUGCAAGGUGGUGGAAAUAAACUGAAGAUGAUGCGGUGGCAAGGUGUGGUGUAGCAGCAUGCAACGUCUCGUUUUUCUCUAGAAAACGUGGCUCGCCUGGGUGCCAUGCGAUGAACAAAAAGUCAAAAACAAAACGGUGCCAGCCUAAUUAAUCCACGCCAUUAGUUACUGGAGCACAUGGGUGUGGGAUGUGGCGCAUGUGUAUAAAAUGCCAGCCGAGCCACACACCAAAACACCACGGCGAGGCCUGGGGCCGGAAGGGUAAGGGGAAUGGGAUAGGGUAGGAGCAACGACAUCUGUGCAGAUGGGCCGCAGGAGAUCGAAGGCGUACUCGCCAGUGCCUGUUCCCGAGGACACCGAUUGUGAGCACGGCGUUCAACUCCAUCAUGCCCUUGCGGGGUGCUGGAAUCCUCUCAUCAAAGGUGUGCUCGCUUGUAUCGGCAAGGAGGAUCUGUGCAAGUUAAAAGUUAUAAGGCUGGUCACAAUGGGGAGGAACUUAGGAGUAACAUCACACACUCCAAUACAACUUUACUUAUGUGGCACAUAUUUAAUGAAGAGAGAGGUGCUUGUGGUAACUAGCUAAGUUACCGGAACAUCACACACUCCAAGAAACAAUGAGUCUAUAACCUAAUAAAUACAUCAUUGCAUGACACUACAUAGAUGUUCCUACCCACUAUGGAGGUAGGAACAUAGUCUAGGGAAGUGUGUAAGUUACUAGCCCAUUGUGACCAGCCUAAGUGUUAGGAACAACAACCGCAUUUUCCCCAUGGCUCUCAUUAGGAUAGAUCCAACCAACAGCCGCAAUUCUAGGGAAGUAGCCAAAGCUAUAGGGCACCCCCCAUGUCCAUCAUCAUGGUUCUUGGAUCUAUCCUAAAAAUGGGAACCAUGCAGAAAAUGCGGUUGUUGUUCCCUAGCACUUUUAACUUGAGCAGAUCGUCCAUGCCGGUACCAACAAACACAGCUUUGAUGACAAAGAGGAUUCCAGUACCCCGCAAGUGCAGCAUGAUGGAGUUGAAGUAACGCCGUGUUCACAACUGGUGUCCUCUUCAUGGAAGAAGGAGCUCCAUUGGGAGCAGGUACUGCACGAAGCGAAUUGGGCCGGUUCUGAAGAUCCUUGCCGUGGUAUUCCUGCCACUGCCGUUGCUCCUAUUGCCGGUGCUUGGCAUUGUAGGGAGCCUUCUGGCUGGUAUCGGUUAUGGAGUUUUCACUCCCCUCAUGGCGACUUUUGAGGCUGUUGGCGAGGGCGUCGCAGACAAGCUCUCUCAUUGCUUUUUGUAAUGAUAUGUCACAGGAUGGUACUGCUAGCACAAUAAGGGGAGCUUGUAUGGUGGUGCGUGAUGUUACCGACUUCUGCUUCCACUCAUACUUCUCCUUCAUGGACGAGCUUUCCGAGAAAAUGGGGGAUGACGAAGCACCUAUUGACAUCAAGUUGUCUUAUCUACCGCGGAGCUUCCUCGCUGCGCUGGUUGCCGUUCCUCUGGAUGUAUUGAUGAUUACUGGGGUGGCAUUGUGGAAAAGCCCCUGCAUGUUGUUGAAAGGAUGGCAAAGACUCUGCGAGGAUCUAGUUGGGAGGGAAGGGCCUUUUCUAGAGACUGUUUGUGUCCCUUUCGCUGGUUUGGCCAUUAUAUUGUGGCCGCUUGCUGUCGUUGCAGGAGUGAUUGCAUCAUUCCUUAGCAGCUUCUUCUUUGGCCUCCAUGCUGGAUUGGUUGCUUAUCAGGAGGCUUCAUUUCAAAUGGGGCUAUCAUACAUGAUCUCUGCAGUAGCAUUGUAUGAUGAAUACACAAAUGAUCUUCUUUAUUUGAGAGAAGGUUCUUGUUUUCCAAGGCCCAAGUACCGGAAAGCGGGUUCUGCGAAGUAUGAGACCGGCCGCGACAAAGAUGAGCACAACGUUACAGCUGCAUCUGCAGAGAAGCAACAUCAAGGCCAGCGUAAGCAUAGGAGGGUUCUACACCGGUCAAAGACAUUCAUGGAAACUAUCCAACGACUAAGACCCAUUCAAAUAUGGGAUUGGCUCUUCCGAUCUUGCGAGAUAAAUGGGAGGAUAUUACUGAGCGAGGGACUGAUAAGUUCUGAAGAUAUAGAGGAAUUUAUAACCAAAGGAAAGGGAAAGAAGCUGAGCAUAAAACUACCUGCCUGGUGCAUCCUUCACUGUCUGAUACGAUCCGCGAAACACGACACACACGGUUUGCUCAUAUCUGAUGACGUUGAGGUGACCAACUUCAAUUGGCCAAAAGACAAGGUGUUCGACUGGAUGCUCGGACCGCUGCUGGUUCUGAAGGAGCCGAUGAAGAAACUGGAGCUCACUGAAGACGAGGAGCUGUGCUUGCAGAAGCUCAUCAUGACGAACGCGAACGAAAAACCAUCGGAUUGGGACGACUGUGGUUUCCCGUCAAGCGACGGCGUGAAGAGAGCUCAGCUACAGGCGAUCAUCAGAAGGUUGCAAGGGAUCGUGGCCAAUAUGUCCCGGAUACCGAGCUUCAGGAGACGGUUCAUGAGCCUGGCCAGGGCACUGUACCUGGAGGCGAUCGACGCGGGCACCAUCGACGGGUCGCGGAAGGUGGAGCGCAAGGUUAAGGCUGACAUCGCCUCCGAGAAACUUCAGAGCGGAGAUGUCGGAGAUACGAAGGGUUCAUCGAAUGGGACAUCUGUGGACGUUGACAUGGUUUGAUGUUGUUGUGCUGUGCAAACAUAUUUUUUGCUGUACCUGCUGGGACGUGCAUUAGUUGUUUUAGACGUUGGUACACGGAUCACGCAACGCGGGAACACGAUGGAUGGCUGUGCCUGCUGGGGUCAGAUUGCUCUGUUUCUUUUUGUUCUGUCUGCGGGUUCGGGGUAGAAAUGGUGAAAGCUGAGAGCGAGUGAAUGUGCCUUCGCCGUUGGGUAACCAAGCGAGGUUUGUUUCAUUU